CUCAAUAAUAAAUGGGCAAGACUUCCUAUUCUUUCCUGCUUUAUAUCGUAUUUCAAUAAUAUCAAUAAUAUCAACAUGGUAUCAGAGACUUGCUAUUUUCGAACUCUUUAGUGAUAUUUCUUCCUCAUCUCCAUGGCUAUUGGAGAGGAUACAGUUACCCCUUCCAAAAUAGAAUACACUUCUCCGUUUUAUUUGGGUCCUCAAGAUAGACCUGGAGAUUUUAUCACUCCAGUUCGUCUCACCGGUGAAAAUUACGAUGAUUGGUCAAGUUCUGUCCGCCUUGCACUUCGCGCUAGGCGUAAAUUUGUCUUUGUCAAUGGUGUUAUCAAUAUGCCCGAGCCUCCUUGCACUGAGGAAGAUUGGUUGACUAUACACUCCAUGUUAGUCUCUUGGAUUUUGAAUACUAUUUCACCAGAGGUAAAACUUACUUUGUCUAAAUUUGAUGAUGCAAAACUUCUUUGGAAUGAUUUAAAAGAGCGUUUCUCGGUGGUUGACGGUCCUAAAAUUUAUCAAGUAAAAACCGAUAUUGCUAGAUGUGAACAAUCUAAAUCACAGUCGGUUGCCACCUAUUAUGGGAAGCUUAAAGUUUUGUGGGAUGAGCUUAAUAAUUAUGAACCAUUGAUAAAUUGCUCUUGCGGUAAGUGUACUUGUAAGGUCAAUACUUUACAUGAACAACGCCGAGAAUCCGAGCGAUUCAUCAAUUUUUAAUGGGAUUAUCUUCAGAAUUUUAUGGACAAAUUCGUUUUCAAUUACUUUCCCAAACACCUCUCCCCACACUUAAUCGGGCGUUCCAACAAAUAUCACAAGAGGAACGGGUGCGUGGAAUGGCUCAAAGUAAGGAACGAGAUGAAAAUAAUGAAGUCAUGGGGUUUGCACUUCGGUCAGACAUCCAAGGAAAACUGAAAUAUGAAAAAAUUGAUAAAUCUGGUUUAACUUGCACUCACUGUAAAUCUCGGGGACAUACCGGUGCAAGCUGUUUUGAAAUUAAAGGUUAUCCAGAAUGGUGGGGCAGCCGCCCCAGAUUGUCUGAACGAAAUGUGAAGUAUUUUCCUCCGUUGGAUGGGCGCACUAUGCAUCGUGGACAAAAAUAUGCAGCUGCCAAAGUCAACUCUACUGUUAUUUCUAGGCCCACUGUCAACCCUGCAGGUAUGGAGCAACAUCUUAUCUCUCCAGCAGUAGGUCUCCAGCUAAUGCAUGCGUCCAACACUCCAGGGCCAAGCCAACCAACAUCUGCAACUUGCAGUUCGGAUGUCUUCUUCAACGAUGAUGGUCCCCAGCAUGCUGCUCGUCUCUCAGGCCAGCAGGAUUUCUCCAUGGCAGAAGCUCCUCCGGCCAGCUCCCUAUCGCCGAUCAUGGAAACGGACGCUCCAUUUUUUCCAAAGCUCAGUGGCACGCACUUAUGGCGGCCUUUGGUCCGCCACCCUCUCCGUCCAACCGCAUGCAUGGUACGUUUGAUUCCACUUCUUGGAUCAUUGACUCCGGAGCUUCUAAUCAUGUCACAGGAAAUUUUUCUUGCCUCUCUCACAUCCGUAAUAUUACUGCUCGGCUAGUUGGCCUUCCCAACGGUCACCAAGCCAUGGCUACUAAAGCUGGACGGGUAUUCUUAUCCACACAUAUAUGCCUCCAAAAUGUGCUAUAUGUUCCUCAACUGACUUUACUAUUUCUGUACCAGAAAAUUGGUUCAUUCCCUUACUGUAACCGACUCAACUUUAUCUGUGGACAUUUGGCAUCAACGUUUGGGACAUCCAUCCGAAACAAUUAUGUCGUCUCUUUUUCCCAUGCAUAAAUCUAAUAAAAAUUUGCCAUGUGAAAUAUGUCACCGAGCUAAACAUUCUAGGGCUCCAUUUCCUACAAGUACUAAUAAAACCACCCGAAUAUUUGAACUCGUUCACUGUGAUGUUUGGGGCCCUUAUCACACUCCCUCUUCUUGUGGUGCUAAAAGUUUUUUAACCAUUGUGGAUGAUUUUUCUCGAGCUGUUUGGGUUUAUUUGUUGAUUGAUAAAAAAGAGGUUUACCAUAUGUUUAUGUCUUUUAUAGUCAUGACUGAACGUCAAUUUGCUAGCAAAAUUUCCAUGGUACGGAGUGACAACGGCACAGAAUUUAAUUGUUUAAAAAAUUAUUUCUGUGAACAUGGUAUUCUUUUUCAAACAUCUUGUGUAGGGACUCCACAACAAAAUGGGCGGGUCGAACGGAAACAUCGCCACAUUCUUAAUGUGGCCCAGGCUUUACGUUUCCAAGGACAUUUACCUAUAUCUUUUUGGGGAGAAUGUAUUCUCACUGCCGCCCAUCUUAUCAACUACACACCUUCCGCCGUACUUCACCAAAAAAUACCGUUUGAAGUUUUAUAUGGUAUUUUACCUGAUUAUACCACUCUUCGUGUCUUUGAUUGCCUUUGUUUCGCUCAUAACCAAAAAAGUCGGGUGGACAAAUUUUCUAGCCGAAGUAGAAAAUGUAUAUUUGUUGGGUAUACAAUUGGAAAAAAGGGGUGGCGUUUAUUCGAUCUUGAAACUCACGAGUAUUUCACUUCUCGAGAUGUUAAAUUCUAUGAAACCCACUUUCCCUUUUCUGAAAUUCCAAUUUCAAUUCCCACCACACAUGAAUCUACUACUGCCCACCAGGAAAUCCCAUGUGAACUCUCUAUUUCCCAAAAUGACGUGGAGCCCUUAGCACAACAAACACCUCCCAUUAUUUCUUCCCAGGAAAUUGCUCCGCACGUAACAUCUGACUCUUCCAUUAUCACUACACAACAAACAAAUAUGGACCCCAUUCAACAAAUUGACCAGCCUACUCAAUCCCUUCCUGAUCCCACUUCACCAUCGGCCAGCGAAUCUGAACCCCUCCUUGGUCGGGGUUUACGUAACAAAAUCCCCUCUGUCAAACUUCGUGACUAUACCACUAACACAGUCAUUAUUUCUAGUCCAUCUCCCGCUAAACCUACUCCGCAGCUUUCCUCAGGUACACCUUUUCCAAUAGCACAUUAUAUUAGUUGUAGCAAAUUUUCUGACAGUCAUCGAGCAUUCCUAGCAGCUGUUACUGCCGGUCAGGAACCUCACAAUAUUCGUGAGGCAUACACUCAUGAGGGGUGGCGUGAUGCUAUGAAUUCUGAAAUUCAGGCUCUUGAAGCUAAUCGAACUUGGACAAUGGUUCGACUCCCACCCGGAAAACGUGCUUUAGGGUGUCGCUGGGUAUAUAAAAUUAAAUACAAUUCUGAUGGAACUAUUGAGCGUCUCAAAGCUCGAUUGGUAAUCUUUGGUAACCGACAGGUGGCCGGGUUAGACUACAAUGAAACUUUUGCACCUGUUGCUAAAAUGGUCACCGUCCGUGCCUUCUUAGCAAGGGCUGCAUCUAAAAAUUGGGAAUUGCAUCAAAUGGAUGUACAUAAUGCCUUCUUACAUGGCGAUCUUCACGAGGAAGUGUACAUGAUGACACCGCCUGGUUUUCACCACGCAGACUCAACCCUUGUGUGCCGAUUACAUAAAUCAUUGUACGGCCUUAAGCAGGCCCCCAGAUGUUGGUUUGCUAAACUUGUCACUGCUUUAAAGAGAUAUGGGUUUCUCCAAUCAUAUGCUGAUUACAAACUGUUUACUCGCACCCGCGAUCAAGAACAGCUCAAUGUGCUCAUCUAUGUUGAUGAUUUGCUCAUUUCCGGUAAUAGCUCAACGUCCGUUGCUCAGUUUAAAGAGUACUUAUCCACGUGUUUCCACAUGAAAGACUUAUGCCCUCUCAAAUAUUUUUUGGGGAUCGAAGUUGCUCAAAGCACGACCGGAUUAUUCUUAACUCAGCGGAAAUACACACUUGAUAUUCUCACUGAAACAGGAUUGUUGGGUGCUAAACCAGCCACUUCUCCCAUCGAGCAAAAUCACAAAUUAUCCCAAGCUUCUGGUUCUCUGCUUACGGAUCCAGAGCCAUACCGCCGCCUGUUAGGUCACCUCAUUUAUUUAGCAGUGACACGCCCUGACUUGGCUUACUCGGUACAUAUCUUAUCCCAAUUCAUGCACCAGCCUCGACAAGAUCAUUGGGAAGCUGCAUUACGAGUUGUCCGAUAUUUGAAAGGUUCUCCUGGUCAAGGCAUUCUCCUACGGUCCGAUAGUAACCUUCAUUUACAGGGAUGGUGUGACUCCGAUUGGGCGGCCUGCCCACUUACGCGGCGCUCCUUGUCAGGAUGGGUUGUUUUCCUCGGCCAUUCUCCAAUUUCAUGGAAUACCAAGAAACAACACACUGUUUCGCGCUCUUCCGCAGAGGCAGAGUAUCGCUCCAUGGCGGCGGCCACUUGUGAACUGAAAUGGUUAAAAGCUCUGCUGCUAAGCUUAGGUGUAAACCAUUCACGAGCUAUUCCUCUUUUCUGCGACAGUCAAUCUGCUAUUCACCUGGCCAAAAAUCCUGUUUUCCAUGAACGCACUAAACAUAUCGAGGUCGAUUGUCAUUUCGUUCGUGAUGCUAUACAAGAUGGUGUGAUCUCACCCUCAUAUGUGCCUACCACUUAUCAGCUGGCAGAUAUUUUUACUAAAGCUUUGGGGAAGACUCAAUUUCAUUUUCUUCUGCGCAAAUUGGGCAUUCUGGACCCCCAUGCUCCAACUUGAGGGGGGUGUUACACAUAUUAUUAUUAUUAUUAUUAUUAUUAUUAUUAUUAUUAUUAGUACUCCUAUUAUUGUUUCAUGUAGGGUACACUGAUCAUUGAGGUAUGCCUCAAUUAUUUCCUCAUAAUAAAUGGGCAACACUUCCUAUUCUUUCCUGCUUUAUAUCGUAUUUCAAUAAUAUCAAUAAUAUCAACAAUCAGGCUCGAAUAUAUCAUACUCAAAAACCAAUGAAGUGACUGCAGGAAACACACAAUGUGAACUAACAGGGAAGCGAAAACUGAAUCCACCAAGAAGGACUUGCGUAAUUGUAGGGCAAGUACCUAUACACUCUUGAAGAUUAUACUAUCGUAUGUUUCUCUAAAUUUAUGAAUAGAAAGGUGAAGUUUCUCAAUGCCAUUUCUCGACAGAAAAAGACAACAACGAUCUAUAUCAGGUGGUAGUGGCAUAGGAAUUCUUUCAGAUAUACAAUGCUCCUCAUACUCUAAAUGCGCCAGUGUAAAUUUCUUAACCGGUCCCGUCCGGAGCAUGCACACCGGUUCAUUGUUUCGACACAAUCCACUACGGGUUCAUCGUCAUCGUCGGAUCGUAUAAAAUGUGAGAAGUUCAAACCAAAGUCCAGCUGGCCGUGAGCAAACCAGACAUCCUUCCAGUGAGUUGAAAGCAGAGCCAUUCUGGCAGCUUCACGCAUGCUCAACAGUUCCAGAAUUGAUUCCUUCAGCUCUGCUGGUAGUUGACAUAUUAAGCCCUCUCUUGCGCCUGAUGUGGUUUUUCUUCGAUAAACACAGGAAAUCCACGUCAAUAAAUUGGCCCACAUCUCUUAGACUUAAGAGAGUCAAAGUCCAAGUGCACAAAAAGAGGAACAGAAUGGAUAAACAUGGGUGGAAGAAAGAUAAUAAGUCUUGGAGCAAAAGAAGUGGAGCCAAAGUGAUAAAGUCAAAGAGCUAAUUCCCUAAUCCUACGAAAUAGGAGUUGGACAUGUUGGGCGGUUAGACGGUGCAUUAGAAUGUGAUGAAUUUAUUUGUAUAAAUAGGAAUAAUGUUCAUGCACUAACACGAGGAAUCUCACUCUUUACAUAGCUAUCAUAAUUAAUACUGCGUAUUGAUCUUCAUUUUGCUUUAGUUGUUGUAUUUUAGAUAUAGAGUGUUGGAACUUUCUACCUCAAUUAUUAUUAAUAGAUUGGUCUUGGACAUUCAAGAGGGAUAUUUGGAACAAAGUUCUUGAAUUUACAUUCAAUUGCUAUCGAUAUAUUUACAUACUAUUUUAUUUCUUGCACGUAGCCCAAUAUAAUUCUCUUAUCUAUUUGAUUGUUUCAAUUUACAAAAAAUUGCCUAAACAAUUUGGCGCCCACCGUGGGGCAUCGUGCAAGAGGAGGAUCAUCAAGCAUGGCCGGAGACAAUCCUUUGCUGAUUGAGUUCCAUGCGCAGCUAGAAGCGGCAAAAGAAGAAAUUCGGCGAGAGGUGGCGGAACGAAUGACCCACCUUCAACGGGAGAAUGACGUUCUUCGUUCACAUGUGCAAUCAGUGGUGUCGAUAGCUUCAAACUCAAUGAUCAAUCGGAGGAGCGAUGUCGGGACUGCUGUCGUGAGACUUGAUCUUGGUUUCACCCCGGCGGCGACGGAUCCACCUGCAAUGACGAUGGAUCACGUCUCCCUCACACUAGGCCUGUCACCAUCCGGAGAACCCCAACCCACUGUCAUUUCUCAGGUUACACCCUAUACACCUCUCAUCCCUGAGACAACUCCCGCUCCCAGCAUACCAACUUGUUUCUUUCCGGAGUCCCUUCGUCCCGGAUCAAGAACGACCGACUUACACUCAACCACUCAAAGCAUACAGAUGGUUUCCGCCAUGUCCGCCCCGACGGAGCCCUCGGUCCCUCACUACAUAAGCAGAAAUCAUGGAGAGCCCGGUCCAUCCAGUUUCGUGCAGAACCGCAGACGAAAUAUUUUUGACGACCUGCUACCUGAGGUUCAGACACAACGACCGCGUAGACCAGUCACUUUGACGGAUCAGAAUUGUGGGGGGAGACGUCCAGAAAUCAUAUUCAUUCCGUCACCAACCCGUCCCGGAGCGACUCAGAUGGCAGGACCAACGGUUCCAACAGGAGGUCUACUUCAACCAGGUAUGGCGGACACAAUGUCUAUGAUCAUGGACCAGCUACGACAAAUGCAGGAGAGAAUUAAUGCAAUUCCUGGAGUUCCCCCUCCACUUGACAUAGCGUCUCAAACGUGUUAUGAAGACUCACCUUUUGACGGUUCGAUCAUUCGUGUCGAAUUGCCAAAUAAAUUUGACAUACCAACCAUGGAUCCAUUUGAUGGAACCACGGAUCCGGGAGAACAUGUCGCACGAUAUAAGCAAGUGAUGUCGACAGUCUCUGUUAGAACUGAAUGGAAGAGGCAUGUAUGUGUCGUGGAUUCGGCAUGACAUUGACCGGUCCAGCUUUGACAUGGUUCAUCAAUCUUCCGAAUGGGAGCGUCGGUUCGUUUGCCGAACUCGUCAAUCUUUUCAAUCGACAGUUCGCGAGUAGUAAGGUAUUGGAAAGACAGACCAGCGACUUGUAUCAAGUCACUCAGAGGCAUGGUGAAUCCCUUAGAGAUUAUUUGCACAGAUUCAACAAAAGGAAGGUGUCGAUCCCAAAAUGUGACGUCUCUACCGUCAUUGAAGCAUUCAGAAGAGGUUUGUAUGGAGAUUCAGAGUUGUAUCGCGAACUGACGAAAUACCCUUGUCGAUCCUUCGAAGAUGUUCAAGCAAAGUGUGACACCCCGAAAUUUUCCACCCAAAAUAAUACUUUGAAAUAGAGAUGACCUUUAAUUUAAUGAUUAAAACUUCAAAAGUUGCAGCGGAAAUUAAUAAAAACUAAGUAAAAGGGGCAUGUCACCGCCACAUCCAAUCCGUGAAUGAUUGGAUGCUAAGGCUAUCUACCAAAACACGAGUUUAACAAAAUCAAGAUGUUCGAAUCAUAAGAAAAUAUUAAAGUUUAUUUCUAGUGAACUACAUAAUUGUCUUCUAAUUCGCGCUCUCAAACAUUGCAGCAUCAAAAUCAACAUGAUCAUCUCCUGUUAAAUACGAGCACAAGAAAAAUAAAAGAAAACAAACAUUAGCAAUAAUGCUAAGUAAGUUUCACCUAACCUUUUAAAAUAAUAAUAAAUACUAUAUAUAAAUUCGUACAACCUCAUAAAAUAUUUUUCAAAACACUUUAUAAAUCAUACAUCAUAAGUAAAUGAUAUCUAUAUAAAAUCCCAAUCACAUAAUUAACUCGUAAACCAUAAUAAUUCCAAAAUACAUGAAACACCAAAAUUCUCCUCUUUUGAAUUUCUCCCAAAAUCACUUUGUACCUAACUUUCUAGUAAUUUAGAAGGGCGGUGCUCAACACUUUGGUUGAGCCCGGUGGUCCGUUGUUAGGUAUGGCCACCCCGGGACUAUCGCCGGUACCACAACUGCUCCUUGGAAACGGAAACAACUACUUUAAGUGUGCACACCCCCUAAAGGUAUUCCAAGCCCUCCGGGUUAGUAAGUCGAUCCGGGUAGCCGGGAUGUUUUCUACCAACUACCCCACCUCAAAAAGUGAAUGAUUAGGAGCUACUACUACCAUUACUACUCAAAAAGCCGGGAUGUUUUCUACCGACCGACAAUUCACCUCAAACCAACACAAACCAAAAAUUGAGUAGUAGUAGACCUAACCAUCCUCCACAUUUUAAGGGACGUGGAAAACCAACACCACAGAUUUCUCUCGUGAUGCUCACCCUUUAUGAAAAUAUUUAUUUCUCUUUGUUUUCUCAAAAUCAAUCGAAGUUUAUACUUCAAAAAUUUCCUUUUUCAUUAAACUCCCACAAAAAUAACAAAUUACGUACUAUUACAAAAUCUCCCAAAAUAACUCAUAUCAACAAAACAAUAUAUCAACUAAUAUCUCAAAUACAAUCCUUUUAUAUAAUAAUAUUCAAAUUCAGCACACAUAAAUUCAAUUCUCAAAUAUGCACACAAAAAUAUUUAAAAGAAAUCACGAAGAAAAAGAACUAAUUUCGGUUGACGUGAAACUUACCUUAAAUCCCGAUGAAUCAUAACCGAAGCUUCUACAUUGACUUUCUUGAGAGUCACUUUCUAGAAUAUUAAAAUUCUAGAAUUAAUAAUUUAUUUAUAAAUUGAGAUUAGUUAGCCCGCCUUGAUUUAACUCAUUUAUAUUUAUCUAAUUAUACCCGUCUAAUCUUUUCUCAAAUUCACCUAUCUCAUUAUUAUUUAUAUGAUUUAAUCAAAUCUAUAAAUUCUUAAUUGAUUAUCCUGCCCAAUUAGAUUAUAUCUAUUUGGUUUACUCCGUCUGACUUGAUCUGCCGGUUUGUCUAAAAUCACUUUUAAUCGGCUUAAUAUAAAGGUAACAAUUUCAAUAAAAGUGAACAUUAGCGAUUUUGUUAACUCAAUAAUAACUUUUAUCAAAAUCCUCACAUGUCAAUUGAUUAUUUAAUCUUUUCUCAAUAUUUUUAAAAAUUCUAAUUGGAUACUGGAUACUGGAGCAUCUGACCAUAUGGCUUAUGAUGCUUCCUUAUACAUUACUCCAACAAAAACUAUUUCAAUUAAUAUUCAAUUGCCUACUGGUAAUUUCAUUUCUGCCACUAAAAUUGGUGACAUUAAAUUGAAUUCUUAGCUUACACUACAUAAUGUCUUAUAUGUUCCUAAUUUCACUUAUAAUCUUAUAUCUAUCUCCAGCUUUACUUCUCAUGAUAAUAUAUCUGUUUACUUCACUUCUAAACAUGCUAUAUUGCAGGACCACCUUACUCACAAAAUGAUUGGCUCUCUUGAUUUACAAAAUCGCUUAUAUCACUAUCAUUUUCAUUCAUCCAUUACACAUAUUCCUACUGUGCAUUCUGCAAAUAGUCAACAUUCUGAACAUGAUGCUUCUUCAACUACUCUUUGGCAUUUUAGAUUAGGGCAUUUACCUAUUAAUAAACUUUCUUUCUUGUCUGAUUGUAAUAUCUCAAAUAAUGAAAAACACUAUUUUUCUUGUGAUAUCUGUCAUUUUGCUAAACAAAAAAGAUUUCCUUUUCCUAUUAGUACUUCUCAUGCUUCUAAUGUCUUUGAUUUAAUUCAUAUGGAUGUUUGGGGUCCUUAUAAAGUUACUUCUUAUACAUGUUUUAGAAAUUUCCUAACUGUUUUUGAUGAUUACACUAGAUGCACUUGGGUAUUCUUACUUACAACAAAAUCUGAAGUUAAAUUGCAUAUGCUAAUUUUUUAUAAAUUCAUUGAAACUCAAUUUCAAAAGAAAAUUAAAAUCAUUAGAACUGAGAAUGGCACUGAAUUUUUAUUUCCUGAAUUUUAUACUUCAAAUGGUAUUCUUCAUCAAUUAUCUUGUGUUGAAACUCCUCAAUAAAAUGGUAGGGUUGAAAGAAAACAUCAACAUAUUUUACAAAUUGCUAGAGCUCUCUUAUUUCAAUCCUGUUUACCUAUAUCUUUUUGGUCUGAUGGUAUUCUUACUGCUGUUCACAUUAUUAACACAUCACCUACUUCAGUUCUUCAAAAUAAAUAUCCUUAUGAACUGUUAUAUAAUCAUCCUCGUGACUAUACUCAUUUAAAGAUCUUUGGUUGCUUGGCUUUUGCUUCUACUAUUUGUUCUAACAGAACAAAAUUUGAUUCUAGAGCACAUAAAUGUGUUUUCAUUGGUUAUUCUUUAGUAUCUAAAGGAUACAAAUUAUAUGAUUUAAACACUCAUAAAACUUUCAUUUCUAGGAAUGUAAAGUUUUAUGAGAUGAUUUUUCCUUACAAAACCCAUGAUUAUGAAAAUAAGAUUGAUUCUGAUCUCAUAUAUCCUCCAAAUAAUAAUUGGGUUAAUUAUCAAAAUAGGACUAAAAGUCACCCACUUUGCACAAAUAGGACCAAAAACUAAAUUAUGUUUUCAUAGGACUAAUUAUGUGUGUCUUGGACAAAUAUACCCUUCUAGCUAUUGAAAUGUUUUAAUUCAUAAUAAAAUAAUAAAUAAUAAUAAUUCGUAAAAACUACUAAAAAACUAAUAAAAAUAUUUCGAUAAUAAUUAAUUAAUUUAUUUUUUUUCAAAAAAUAAAAAAAUUAAAAAAAAUUAAAAAAAAUAAAAACUCAAAAAAAUAAAAUAAAAUUCACCGCCACCUCUGCCGCCUCUGCACCACCACCUCCAGUCACCGGGGAAAAAAUGCCAAGUUCAUUACGAAUGUCAUAUUUAUGGCAGAAAACAAUGAAAAUGUUGGCAUUCUCCAAGAGAAAUAUGCCAUGUUUUUGGCAUUUUCAGAAAAAAUGGCAGUUUUUAGGAAAAAUGACAUUUUUUUCACCGCCCGGAGAUGGUGGUGCAGGGAGGUAGUACAGGCGGUGGGAAAGGCAUCCAUAUUUUUUUUAAUUUUUUUAAUGGAGUUUUACUAUUUUUUAUUAAUUUUUUAGAAAAAAAAAAUUAAAAAAAUAUUUUUUUUAUUUUUUAUGUUAUAAAUAUUUUAUAAAUUUUUUAAUUAUUUUUCAACGAACUUUUGAAUUUUUUUCGAAUUUAUUAUGAAUUAAACAUUUAAUUAACUCAUAUUUAAAGGAAGGGUAUAAAUGGAAGGAAAAAAUAGGUAUGUUUGCAAUAGGAGUAAUUUGGUCCUAUUUUGAAAAGAAAAACAUAGUAAGUCUUAUUUUGAGUUUUUGCCAUAGUUUUAGUCCUAUUUGGAGUAAUUUCUAAUAAUAAUUCUAUUACUGAAUACCUAAAUACUCUUUAUCAUAUACUUAUUCUCAAAAUUACCUGGACAAUGAAAUCAAUGAUGAAAUACAUCUUUUUCACUCUAGUAAUACAAAUUCUGUCACUAAUGAUUCUUCCAAUACCAUGCAGACAGAUAAUGAUUAGAUUGAUCACAAUGCUACUGAAAACAGUUCUCCAAGGAAAUCUACCAGAGUAAUGAUAUGAAUGAAAUUAAAUGUGUCAAAUCCUAUUUACAUCACAAAUUUACCAUUAAAGAUCUUGUUUCUUUCUUGUCUUACAAAUAUCCAUAUGACUGCUGCACAUCGGGUGUUAAGAUAUCUCAAAAUCUCUCCAGGAAAAGAUAUAUACACAAAACCACUUGGGAAUCUACUCUUCAGUCAGUUUACAAACAAGAUGAACCUGCUGAACAUCCAUGCUCAUAGUGUUGUUGCAAAUGCGGUUUUAUAGUUUUAUAUUAGCCCAUCUUUUAUUCCUCAUUAGAAUAGACUUUAGCCAUUUAGCAUAUAAACUGUAUUUUUAACCCUAUUAUGUACAAAUUCAUUCAAUCAUCUUAUUCAUCCUUCUGCAUUCAAAUCUUUCUUUUGCUCUGUAAAUUCACACUUA
Messenger RNA from Cuscuta europaea, 11861 nucleotides. The record is from the annotation of a GenBank genome assembly. Lineage: Eukaryota; Viridiplantae; Streptophyta; Magnoliopsida; Solanales; Convolvulaceae.